AUGACGGAGCCGGUGUCUCCAAGGAUAGCUUUGAUGGCUGCUCAACAAAGUCAAGUGCUAGAAACUACUGGGAGAUUGCUAACGCAAGGUGUCCAGACCGUUGACUCCGAGGAAGAAGGGGUUACGGGUGUGGUCAAUAUAGGAAGCCAGACCGAAAAAUUCUUGGUUGAGGACAAGGCCAACACUGAGGCAUCGGACAAGGCUGUGGGCGAGGAUGUGGCCUACAGUGAUACGUCGAAGGGGACUGUUUCGGCGCCCGUUCAGGAUUGGUGCGAGAAGCCUUGCCCCGAAGAAGAUAUAGAAAUCGACUGUGUGAGAGAGCCAGAACAUUAUUGCGUGGGAUGUGCAGCUGCAUUUGCCCAUUUGGAUGUCUCCACCUUCGAUCGUCCUUGUGGUAUUUGCUCUGCCCCGACUGGGUGUGCCGGCCUGAGAGCGGAUGGGCCUCUCAUGACUGACGAGGAGUUAGAGAGAGCCAACUUGAACCUCCCGGCCGAAUCACAGGCUAGAGUUCCCGGCACGUCUAAGCCGAAAGGGAGAAACCUUAUUAAGGGAGAGGAGUGGCCCCCAGCUGCUUGGGAGCAUGUAGAUGGCUUCGAAGGAGAUGAUAUAUGCCAAGACCCCUUACGGUUUGCUGUCCCAGAGUUUCUGGACGAGACGGUUAAGUUACCAGAUAUAUGUGAGAGCCCUACGGAAGCGCAACAACCCGUUGCUGACCUAUGUGAGGAGUUCAAGGAUCGUUUUGUGUUACGUCACGGACGUUGUACUCAAGCUGAGCACUCGGUCGACACUGGGGCGACUCGUCCAAUUUGUGAGAGAAUAAGGCCUAUUCCUCACAAGUGCCGUGAUGAGAUCUCGGCCUUACUGAAGGAGAUGGAGGAGCUUGGUGUUAUUAGAAGGAGUACGUCGGCAUGGAGGUUCCCGUGCGUCUUCGUUCCGGAGAAGAAUAAUAAAGUCAGAAUGUGUAUCGACUACAGGAACCUCAACAAGGCAUGCCAUACUGAGGCGCACCCUGUGCCCCGGCCAGACGAUGUACAGGAGCACCUGGCUGGUGCACGAGUGUUUUCGACUCUCGAUUUGAGAAGUGGUUACUGGCAGAUCCCGAUUCGCAAGGAGGACCAACGGAAGACCGCCUUCUGCCCCGGUCCAAGCUUCCCAUUAUCUGAUGAAGAGCAUUUGGAGCACUUGAGGAUCGUCUUUGAGCUUCUACGGGCGGCUGGUAUGACGGUGGCCGCUGAGAAGUGCGAGUUUAUGCAGGAUCGAGUGACCUAUUUGGGUCACAUGUUCAAUAGUACUGGGAUGAGUCCCGACUUGGGUAAGGCCGAGAUUAUCCUACGGUGGCCUCUACCUCGGACUGCUCCCGCCCUUCGGUCUUUCUUAGGGCUGGCAGGGUACUAUAGGAAUUUUGUCCCGCAAUUUGCGGAUAGGUCUCGGUGUCUUUCUGAAAUUGUGAACUACUGUACGAAGAACAAGGUUGUGGAACUCGGGAAUCAGUGGGGCAAGGAGGAAGAGCUGGCCUUCAAUGACCUGAAGCAGUGGAUAGCCAGUCUCCCCUUGUUGGCCUACCCAGAUUUCUCGAGACCAUUUCGGCUCAUGACCGACGCCAGCGAUGUAGCGAUAGGGGCUGUGGUGGAGCAGGACGGAAGGCCUUUAGCCUUCUUCAGCCAGUCUCUGACCCCUACUAAGAAAGUCUGGCCGGUGUAUGAGCGGGAAGCCUAUGCCAUCUUCAAGGCAUUGGAACGGUUCAGACCGUUGCUCUGGGGUUACCAUUUGGAGUUGGUCGUCUUUUCGGACCACAAGCCUUUGGAAUGGAUACAGACGGCUACGACUGCGAAAGUGCAACGCUGGCUCAUUAGUAUGUCCCAGUUCAAGUUUAAGGUAUUUUACAAGAAGGGUAAGCACAACGUCGUAGCUGAUGCCUUGUCCCGGAUCACUACAUCUGACGACAAAGUGACAGAGCCAGAUCUUGGAGCACUCCAGCGUGAAUUGCAAGGUAUACCUGUCCUGGUGACAGAUAAGUUGUUGACUAAAGACAGGGAGGCCGACGUGUUGAAGGAGGACAAUUCUGCCCCUGCUUGUGUUCUCACCCUUUGUGAGCAAUGGUCAACAGCUGAUUUGGUACGUGAUCAAGAGUUGGAUCCUGUUCUUCGGGUGGUGAGAGACAGGGUCCGGACAGGAGAGCCUUUAGCGAAGGAUGAGCUCAAGGAUCCAGAGUAUCGGCCUUAG
Messenger RNA from Perkinsus marinus ATCC 50983, 2223 nucleotides. Its product is annotated as retrovirus polyprotein, putative. NCBI's taxonomy places the organism in Eukaryota, Perkinsozoa, Perkinsida, Perkinsidae. The transcript is spliced from 2 exons. The coding region runs from base 1 to 2223 and encodes 740 amino acids. The record is from RefSeq and is a predicted model, not a curated record.